Echinops telfairi (small Madagascar hedgehog) is the source of this 476-nucleotide messenger RNA. Its product is annotated as F-box/WD repeat-containing protein 1A-like. The record is from RefSeq and is a predicted model, not a curated record. The transcript is spliced from 4 exons. Lineage: Eukaryota; Metazoa; Chordata; Mammalia; Afrosoricida; Tenrecidae. Bases 57 to 476 code for a protein of 139 amino acids.
CCUGGCACCAAGGGGGCGGCUCCGGCAGAGACCAGACCCAGCGGCCCCGGGCGAUUAUGGACCCAGCCGAGGCGGUGCUGCAGGAGAAAGCGCUCAAGUUUAUGUGCUCUAUGCCCAGGUCUCUGUGGCUGGGCUGCUCCAGCCUGGCGGACAGCAUGCCUUCGCUGCGAUGCCUGUAUAACCCAGGGACUGGCGCAUUCACAGCUUUCCAGAAUUCCUCAGAGAGAGAAGACUGUAAUAAUGGCGAACCCCCUAGGAAGAUAAUACCAGAGAAGAAUUCACUUAGACAGCAUAAGGGCCCAAAUGAAGAUUACUCGGAAGUUGGUCUGGCUACUGCCGUCCAUUUCAAUCAGGUAACUGGUUUCCCAGUCAUCUCAAAAACAACUCGUGUGGAAGAGUACAGGACAGUCAGUUUGCCUGUGAGUAGUGAAGCCAAAAUGAAAGAAAAGGCUUCCUGUUCAGGAGACAGAGCUUGA